Oikopleura dioica is the source of this 252-nucleotide messenger RNA. The record is from the annotation of a GenBank genome assembly. Lineage: Eukaryota; Metazoa; Chordata; Appendicularia; Copelata; Oikopleuridae.
AUGCGAGAUCGACCAGCCAGUAUCCUGGCAGAAAACUCCCGCGAAGAACAACUCGUCAGAAUGGUAGAAAUCGACUGUAUGCUGGAUACGCUUUUGAGAAACGCUGAAUCAGGACUCAGACGCAUCAAGGAUCUGGAGCCUGAAUUCUACUUCGACGAUUUUGGCGAGAAAUCGGCCAAGUUCCAAAAUACGAUUCGAGCUUCACCUCGAACGACUUGUCCAUCGACUUUGACGAGGACGAUGAUAAGCUGA